Molecule: messenger RNA, 966 nt
Organism: Planococcus citri (citrus mealybug)
Lineage: Eukaryota; Metazoa; Arthropoda; Insecta; Hemiptera; Pseudococcidae
Exons: 7
Coding region: 138-785 (215 amino acids)
Molecular function (GO): odorant binding
Source: RefSeq, a predicted model, not a curated record
AACGUCGUGAUAGUUCACUACCUGGUCGCAUGUUCAGGUAAUUCAUAUUUCGAAUUUCUGGAUUAAAAUUGUAAUUGUAAAGAAACUAUUCGAGUCGCUAUUUUCAGAUUUAUUAUUAUUUUCAACGGACAUUCAAAAUGAAAUCAAUCACGUUUGCGGCGGUAUUCAGUUCUGUCUUAGUAUUUGUGCUUGGUCAGCUAGAUUCAGAACUGGAAGAAAUCCAUAAAAAAGUACUAAAGAGUGAAGAAGAAGCCGCCAAAUAUUGUAAUGAACUUAUUCCGGUUUCUGAAGAUACACGUGUAAAAUUGGAAAGAGAAGUCAUUAGAGGAGAAUCGGUCCCAAAGGAUUUCCAUACAUCAGAGUGGUGUAAUCUGAACUGUAACCUGGAAAAACUUAAAUUCUUCGAAGCUGAUGGUUCAAUGCAUCUUCGCGAGAUCUACGAAAGCUUGCUUAGAAAGAUGCCUGAAUUUCAUCAAAACCGCUACAAACUUUUAAUUCAUUUAUUUCAAACUUACCGAGCAACCAAAGGUAUGGUUGAUGAAUGUGAGAGGGCAUAUGUAGCAUAUUAUCGAUUCGCUGAAGCAAUUAUGAUAGCAACUGUAGUUGCUGAUAUGAAUGAAAAUCAGGAUAUCAAAGACGUGAUCGUGGAAAAAUUGUUGACUGGCGAUGAUUUUCCGAAAGAAUUAGAGGUAUCCGCAGAAAAAGCCUUCAAAAAUACUGAAUUUUUCUUCGAGCUUAAUGUCUUGGAUACCAUCGGUACCUCCGGAGCUAGAGUUGAAUUGUAGAACAUGAAAUAAGUAUGUGAUGUAAAAUGAAAUAAGUACAAAACCUAUACAGAAUAUGUAAAAUACAUAUUGGUACCUGGGACCUCGUUCUUUCUCGAGUUUUUUUCCACUUUUGAUCAAUGAUACUGAUUUAUUAUUUAUUAAUGAAUUAGAUUUACCUACUCAUAAUCAUUUGAAUAUU